Oncorhynchus kisutch (coho salmon) is the source of this 3130-nucleotide messenger RNA. Its product is annotated as tripartite motif-containing protein 16. Lineage: Eukaryota; Metazoa; Chordata; Actinopteri; Salmoniformes; Salmonidae. Bases 252 to 2693 code for a protein of 813 amino acids. The transcript has 7 exons. The record is from RefSeq and is a predicted model, not a curated record. Gene Ontology annotation, molecular function: zinc ion binding; protein binding.
GUGUGUGUGUGUGUGUGUGUGUGUGUGUGUGUGUGUGUGGAUGGUGUGUGUGUGUGUGUGGAGUUAGCUUAAACUAUGAGAGAUUCAGCUGAGACGCUCACAUAGUUGAGGUGUGGCUUGUUAGAGGCUCCAGGAAGGAACUAACUCAGGUUAGCCAGAGGCAGACAGAGUAGAACAGAACAGAACAGAACAGGAGCAGCUGAGGCGAGUUCAUCUGAGAGAGAAAGUGAGCGAGAGUGAGUGAGUGAGCUAUGGCAGACACAGAACUCAAACCAGAGUCAAAACCAGACCAGAAACUCUGCUGCACUGUUUGUUCCAGUGCUCUCAAUGGUGACAAAUCCUCUACCUGUGGCCACUUAGUCUGUGCCUCCUGCCUGGGCAGGAAAAGUAAGGGCUGCCCCCAGUGUUUACAAUGCUCUGGCAAGCCUAUACCGGCAUCUGUGGAACAGAACGGAACGAUGAUAGAAAUAGUGGCUGAGUCUCCACUGGUGAUCAAAACCGAAGAAAGAGAGAAAAGGGAUAUACAAACCCAAAUUUCAAAGACACCAGACAAGGCAAUGAUACGGGAAGACCUGAAGGAAUCAGAGGACCCUAAGACACCAGACAAGGCAAUGAUACGGAAAGACCUGAAGGAAUCAGAGGACCCUAAGACACCAGACAAGGCAAUGAUACGGGAAGACCUGAAGGAAUCAGAGGACCCUAAGACACCAGACAAGGCAAUGAUACGGAAAGACCUGAAGGAAUCAGAGGACCCUAAGACACCAGACAAGGCAAUGAUACGGGAUGACCUGAAGGAAUUAGAGGACCCUAAGACACCAGACAAGGCAAUGAUACGGAAAGACCUGAAGGAAUCAGAGGACCCUAAGACACCAGACAAGGCAAUGAUACGGGAAGACCUGAAGGAAUUAGAGGACCCUAAGACACCAGACAAGGCAAUGAUACGGGAAGACCUGAAGGAAUUAGAGGACCCUAAGACACCAGACAAGGCAAUGAUACGGGAAGACCUGAAGGAAUUAGAGGAAGAGAAAAAUAAAGAGAGUGAUCCUCCACAGCCUGCAGAGGAAGUGAAAGAGGAUGUGGGGGUUGGGGUGGGAGACACAUUAAAGGAAGAGAAAGCAAAAGGAGAGGUGAAAGUAGAGCCGUUGGGGCCCGAUGAUGUUGUGUGUGACUCGUGUAUGGAGAUGAGCCCGUGCCGGGCCCUCAAGUCCUGCCUCACCUGCCUUGUGUCCUACUGCGAGGCCCACCUUAGGCCUCACCUGGAGAACCCCAAGUUCCAGAACCACAGGUUGGUGGAGCCGCUGAGGGACAUCGAGAGACGGACCUGUGAGACCCACAAGUGGCCCCUGGACCUUUUCUGCUGUGCCGACGCUGUGUGUGUCUGUCAGGACUGUGUGACAGAGGACCACAGGGGACACAACACUGUGCCUGUGAUGGAGGCACGCAGAAACAUUGAGAGGGAACUACUAGAUAAGCAAGCAGAGAUGGUGAGGACAAUGACAGCAGCAGAGAAUGCCAUCAACAAACUUCAAGUCAACACGGUCUCUAUUGAGAAUUCAGUGACGGAGGUCCGUGAGGUGAUUGAGAACCAGUUUACGGUGCUCCAGGCUGCGGUGGAGCGGGCCAAGAGAGAGGUGACGGAGAUCCUGGAGGGAGAGGAGAAGCAGGCUCUGAGACAGGCCGAUGGGAUCAAGGUACACCUGGAGCAGAGGUGCACUGAGCUGAAAAAGACACAGGCGCAGGUGGAGAAGCUCUCCAAGAACAAGAAUGACGUGGACUUCUUACAGGAGUAUUCUGAGUGGAAGAAGGACUGCUCCGACAUCCCCCUACCUGGGGUCUACAUCGGCCUCGUGGACCGGCUCAACUCCUUCAGCAGAGAGAUUGUUACCUCCACACAGGAGCUGUGUGAGCUGCUGCUGUCCAACUACAUUGAGACACUCAAAGAGACCUGCAAAAAUGACAUGAUGGGGAUUAAAACCACAGUCCAUGAAAUAAUCGCAGCCAAACAGAACAUGGACGUUCCAGACCCAAAGACGCGGGAGGACUUUCUAAAGUAUGCCAAUCCUGUGAGUUUUGAUGCAGACACGGCCCAUAAAUUCCUGCGUCUGACUGAGGAAAACAGAAAGGUGACCAACACCACACCCUGGCAACACCCGUACCUCGACGUCCCUGAACGUUUUGAGAGCUGGCGACAGGUACUGGCCACAGAGAGCUUCUAUGUCGGCCGACACUACUUCGAGGUGGACGUGAGCGGCGAGGGCACGUACGUCGGACUCACCUACAAGAGCAUCGACCGCAAGGGUCCUGAAAGUAACAGCUGCAUCACCGGCAAUGACUUCUCAUGGUGCCUCCAAUGGAAUGGGCGUAGCUUCUCUGCCUGGCACGGUGAUGUGGAGACGCCUCUAAGCGUGGACAAGUUCACACGCAUUGGGGUCUAUGUGGACUAUAGCCGUGGAUUACUGGCUUUCUACGGGGUGGAUGACGUCGUCGGCAUGACCCUCAUCCACAAAUACAAGGCUGAGUUUCUGGAGCCCCUCUACCCAGCCUUCUGGCUGUCGAAGAAGGAGAACGUGGUAGUGCUUGUUGAACCUGGAGAGCCGCUGACACUGAAAAGCCCCUCUCCCCCUAAAAUACCCCUUAAGACUGACGUAGCACCCCGAAGCCGUUUCACAGUAACUCUUGUUGUUGAACAAUGAUCAAUUCGUCGGUAGUAGUAAUUUUCUCCGUCGAGCCUGAAAAAGAUUCAGAAUGCAGGAAACAAUGGAAAAAGAAACCAAAAUCAUUAUCAGGUGACAAGAAACCUCACGAGAUCUGUAUAUUAUGUUCUAAAUGAAAGUUGAAUAUUUAUAAUAUAUUUGUUCCUGUUCUUGUUGUGUUGCGUGACUAGUCUUGGUAUAACGUCAGUGGUUAGGUUACAUCUAAUGUGAUGGGUCACUUUCUAUUCAUAUUGUGUGUUUAAAUCUGACGCAGAACAGUUUUGAUACUGUGACUAUUUGAAUGGGGGACUUCUUUGGGAAAUGUUGGGACUGCUGUUACUGUUUACUACAAACUGUGACUUUGGAAUGUACUGUAUUUGAGAGAUGCCACAGUAAAUUAAAUUAAAUUGUAUUUGUCAACUGCUUGGUAUGUGUUA